This is a messenger RNA of Rhizopus microsporus ATCC 52813, 366 nucleotides long. RefSeq lists its product as uncharacterized. NCBI's taxonomy places the organism in Eukaryota, Fungi, Mucoromycota, Mucoromycetes, Mucorales, Rhizopodaceae. Bases 1 to 366 code for a protein of 121 amino acids. The record is from RefSeq and is a predicted model, not a curated record. The transcript is spliced from 6 exons.
AUGGUGGAUAGUAUUAAUCAGCUGUGGAUGCAUGAAGACGGCUUUUUAAUAAAUAAGAAGUCAGGACUUGUACUUGAUAUUAGAGGAGGUAUUGAGCGUGAUAAACUUAUCAUUCAAUAUGCCCGUAAGCCUGGGCUUGCGCAUAAUCAAAGAUGGAAGUAUCAGGAUGGGUAUAUCUUUCCUAGUGCGGCUCCUCAUCUCGUGAUAGAUAUUAAAGGCGGAGAGUAUAAGAAUGGCAAUAACAUAUUCCUAAAUACCAAGAACCCACAUUCACCUACCCAGCAAUUCAUUAUACAGCCAUUUGAAAAUGAAAAGUCUAGACAAGAAUUAGCUUUGUUAAGACCAUCUCCUCAAUGGUAUACCUAG